Molecule: messenger RNA, 1634 nt
Organism: Sycon ciliatum
Lineage: Eukaryota; Metazoa; Porifera; Calcarea; Leucosolenida; Sycettidae
Product: protein SLC31A2-like
Exons: 3
Coding region: 312-827 (171 amino acids)
Biological process (GO): copper ion transmembrane transport
Cellular component (GO): plasma membrane
Molecular function (GO): copper ion transmembrane transporter activity
Source: RefSeq, a predicted model, not a curated record
UGAAAAGUUUGUUGUGGAAUUGGAAAGACAACUGUUUUUUACUUUGUCGUUCUGUUGUCUGGGUUUCCGUUAUUUUAUCAGCUCGCAAAAUAGGCCUGCUAGGCGAAAGCCCUGCAUGCAGUACAAAUGAACAGUUCCGCUAUACAUGCUUGGUAAUCUCCGAAAUACUACGCCUCGUGAACGAUCUGCGGUGGAACAGAUUUUAGUCGUAAAGCAUUCUAUUAUUUGACGCGACCGGAGUCCAGUCGUGCCCAAGGGCAAGGAGAACUCCCUGAUCUCAUUGUUGCCCCAGUAAUAAUAACUGUUGUUGAAUGUUGGAGCCAGCGAGGAUGUCUUCAUACGAAAUGCCUAUGCCAGGUGGUGAUAACUGUUCUUGUAUGCCGAUGGAGAUGAUGAUGCAGAUGACCUUCUCAGCAAGCAAGAAAGUCACAAUUCUCUUCAGUGGCUGGGAAGUGGAAGAAUCAUGGCAACUGAUCCUAUCCUGCGUGUGCGUGUUCCUGCUGGCGUUUCUGUACGAGGUAUUGAAGACGUGUCGUGAUCGAUUUACCGAGCGGGUUCACCGCCGUUCCUUCCAGAACCUGAAUGAUCAUGACGUAAAGGGCUGCCAUGGUCGAACGUACAAUGUUAGUAGGGUGGACGCUUUCUCGCAGACGCUGCUGCAAGCGCUGUCAUUCACACUUGCCUAUCUGUUGAUGCUGGUCGUCAUGACCUACAAUGUCUACCUCUUUCUGGCCGUCAUUCUCGGCGAUGCAGUCGGUUACUAUGUAACACUCAACUUGCGGCCGUCUCCAGGACUUGCGUCUUCAGAGGGAGACCAUUGUCACUAGGUGGCGUGAGUAGUUGCCAAUCCCUUCCCUUCUACAGAGCUUGCGUGAUUCACCUUGCAGCAAAGUGAAAUGUUGCCGUAACGAAUUUUGUUCGAGAGGCUUGUACCCGUAUUUAGGAAUUUAUUUGUUGUCCUGUCAAUCUCUCUCUUUCUCACACAUCCACAUGCUCACGUUCACACACCUACUUUAUUUUUUUUGGAAAAAAAAUUCGGUUUUAGCCCGGUGCAUCAUGACAUCAUUGGAAUGCGGUAUAUGUACAGAAUUGCUCCACUGCUUUUUAAAGUGUAGUCCAUUACUUGAGCCUUCAUAUUAUGUGCGUGCGUGGGUAUGUGUUCAUUUUUUAAUAUUUCAUCACUAGUAUUUAGAGAGAGAGAGAGAGAGAGAGAGAGAGAGAGAGAGAGAGAGAGAGAGAGAGAGAGAGAGAGAGAGAGAGAGAGAGAGAGAGAGAGAGAGAGAGAGAGUGUGUGUGUGUGUGUGUGUGUGUUUUGCGAUGUUGCUAGCGUAUCACACAGCUGUUUUAGUUCUUUCUUAGAACUUGUUUUGUUACAAACUUAGAAGUUGCGGCUUUCGUUUUGGUACCUUCAUUUUAAUAGUCAGCAUAUUUUCCUAGGGACUGGAUGUAUAGAAUUAUUUUUGUGCGGUUUCAUUGCGGCCACUGCCCUAACAAGUCUGCUUGUCUGCGUGUGCUAAUGCCCUCCGAGGUCAGGUACUUCACUUAUGAGUCGCACUUCACUGUCGACAUCCUGGAUGAUCCUUGCAACCUGAGAAGUUUAUGAAAUACCAGACGAAUAGCUUCUGGGUCUUCUA